Molecule: messenger RNA, 357 nt
Organism: Penicillium paradoxum
Lineage: Eukaryota; Fungi; Ascomycota; Eurotiomycetes; Eurotiales; Aspergillaceae
Product: Male sterility NAD-binding
Exons: 1
Coding region: 1-357 (118 amino acids)
Source: RefSeq, a predicted model, not a curated record
AUGCAUCACGCGGCUCUCGACGGAGUUUUGAUCGAAGUGCUUAACAAGAUGGAAACCAGAUAUCAUCAUGGUCUCUGUAAUCCAAGGAGAGAUGAGAGAAUCCCAGUUCCUUUCCAAUAUCUGAAGCAUCGCAUGGACAACGAAAGUGAGGCGGACAAGUUCUGGGGGCAGAAGUUGGGCGCUGACCCCGCCGUCUUCCCCAAACUCCCCUCGCAGAACUAUCACCCCACGGCGAAUGAAAUCCUGGAGUACCGGAUGACCGAGGUUCCUCGCCUUCAACAUAAUGGCAUUCGGCUAUCGGCUGCUGUCUGCGGCCUCUUGGGCGAUUCUUCAAGCAUGUUACACGCAUUCACCUGA